CUUUCAGACGAUAUCAACGAUUCUACAGCGAGACGUGAUACCGAACACAAAAACGUGCCUUUCCUGUUCGUCUGAAAGCAACUAGUACCAUGCUGGACGUAGUCAUUGUCGGAGCAGGCGUCGCUGGCCUCUCGGCCGGCAUCUCCCUGCGCCGUGCGGGCCACGUUGUGCGCAUCUACGAGGGAUCUGACACGGACAACGAGGUCGGCGCCGCCAUCAAUGUCCCUCCCAAUGCGACGCGGUUUCUCACACGAUGGGGUCUCGACCCCAAGGCUUCCGGCUUCGUCAAGGCUGGGCCUGUUCAUUUCCAGGAUCCCGUCACGAUGGGGAUCACGUCGACGCUAUCACACGCCGACAACGAGGAGUUCUACGACGCCGAUCUCUGGUACGCCCACCGCGUGGAUCUGCACGAUAGCCUCAAGAGGAUAGCGACCGAUCCUGCCGGCCCGGGCGUUCCCGUCACCAUCCAUCCCAACUCGUGGGUUGUGGGAUACAAUCCUGAGUUGCCAGCUGUGCACCUCCAAGAUGGUGACGAGAUUGAGUGCGACCUGGUCGUUGGUGCAGAUGGAAUUCAUUCUAUUGCGGCUGAGACUGUCCUCGGCCGCAAGAAUCCUGCCGUGGCGCCUCUUCUCCACAACUGCUGCUACCGGUUCUUGAUUCCCGCUGAAGUUCUUGAGGCAGACUCUGAAACCAAGUUUUGGAACGAGGACGCCGAUGGACUCAUUCGUCUUUUCCCCGACAACAAGACCAACAGGAGGCUAGUAUCGUACCCAUGCCGCAACAACACCAUCCACAACUUUGUGGGUAUCUUUUACGAUGAAGACAUGAAGGAUGCUUCCAGUGAAGAUUACCAAGCCGAUGUCGACAAAGCGCAAGUAAUUGAAAAGUUCACUGGGUUCCAUCCAAGCCUACUGGCUAUUAUCAACAAAGCAACUGAGAUCAAGCGAUGGCCACUGUUGUACCGUGCUCCGCUCCCGACCUGGCGGAAAGGGAAGAUGGUCAUAACCGGCGAUGCGGCGCAUCCAAUGCUACCUCAUCAAGGGCAAGGCGGUGCCAUGGGUCUCGAAGAUGGCUUGGCUCUGGGUGUCGUGUUUGCAGGUGUGUCUGAUAACUCUGAUCUCGAGAAGAGGUUAGAGCUAUUUGAGAAGAUCCGUCGAAACCGUGCCAGUGCCAUUCAAAUUCUCAGCAAUGUCGGAACCGACCAGUCAAGUCUCGUCGAGAAGGACCUUUUGGAAUUCGUCCCAGUAGAUGAGAUCCCGAAAAAUCCCCAAGAAAACUUGGCUUUCAACUUUGGGUAUGACGUCGUCAAUGAGGCUAUAAAGAUCAUGGAAGAAUAUGAUCCGUCAUCUCAUCUUCCUCACGACUUCUUUGAGGAUGAUUCGUUCGACAUGACUCAUGUUAACGGAGAGUUGUCGAAAAUGAGUGGGCUUGGUUUCAUCAAGGUCGAAACAUGCAUCAACAUCGACACUGAGUGAAUCAGCAUCUACUCGGGUUGAUCAUGAGAAAGGCCCUGAUUAGCAUCCACCAUGGACUACAAGCUGUGUUUCUCAGCAUACCACAAGGCGUGAGGGCUAGGGACAAGAAGUCAGGAAAUUAAGCAGGACGACACAGAGUAACAGAGGACGAGCUUGCAAGCCGUCAUUAUUGUGCAACAGACCAGAAUGCUACAGCACCAGUGUAAAAAUUUCAUUGCGAGACGGGAGAGCAUAAGAAGACAAGUCACUAUUCUUGAAGAUCCCUCAGGCUGAAGUUCGACAUCCUAAUAUUGACCAAGGGAUAGCCAACACCCUUGAGCGAA
Messenger RNA from Colletotrichum acutatum, 1798 nucleotides. Its product is annotated as FAD binding domain-containing protein. Bases 90 to 1475 code for a protein of 461 amino acids. The transcript is spliced from 7 exons. The record is from RefSeq and is a predicted model, not a curated record. NCBI's taxonomy places the organism in Eukaryota, Fungi, Ascomycota, Sordariomycetes, Glomerellales, Glomerellaceae. Gene Ontology annotation, molecular function: FAD binding; monooxygenase activity.